Molecule: messenger RNA, 402 nt
Organism: Encephalitozoon romaleae SJ-2008
Lineage: Eukaryota; Fungi; Microsporidia; Unikaryonidae
Product: 40S ribosomal protein S12
Exons: 1
Coding region: 1-402 (133 amino acids)
Source: RefSeq, a predicted model, not a curated record
AUGAGUGAAAUGCAAGAGCCGAUGAUGGAAUCUGAAAUGACCCUCCAGGAGGCACUCUCCAAGGUAUGCAAGGUGUCCAGGACGUACUGUAAACUAAGCAGAGGGGCAAGGGAGACAACAAAGAAAAUACUUGCCGGAAACAUGAGGUUUGUUAUGCUCGCAAAGGAUGCUGAGCCGAAGAUUGCAAAACUUGUUACACUUUUAGCGAAGAAGAAGGACAUUCCGAUUAUUUCAGUUGAAAGUCGGCUGGAGCUGGGAAAGAUUGUUGGUGUGGAGAAUGCCAGCUCAAGUGGGAAGGUAAGAAGCAAAGGAUGCUGUGUUGCAGGGAUUCAAGACUAUUGCGAACAAACAACCGAAGCUGGGUUUGUUCAGGCAGCUUUGUUAAAGGGGGUUUCUUCCUAA